AUACAAACAUAUUUUUCAUGACAGUUUUUGUUUAUGCCUUGUGAAAAAAGAAAACAAAUUUUAGCUUUUUGCUAAUAUUUAAAGCAAAAAUGUCGACAGAAAAAGAAAAAUUAGAAAAAACUAAAAUAAAUACCCAGGUUAAACAUGUGCCCAAAGAUGCUCAGGUUAUAAUGUCCAUAUUAAAGGAUUUGGGCAUACAGGAAUAUGAACCCCGCGUCAUUAAUCAAUUGUUGGAGUUUACCUAUCGUUAUGUGACUUGUAUAUUGGACGAUGCCAAAGUAUUUGCCAAUCAUGCACGCAAGAAGACUAUAGACUUGGAUGAUGUUAAGUUGGCCACUGAAGUUGUACUGGACAAGGCUUUCACCUGUCCUCCUCCACGACAUAUUAUUUCCAAACUUGCGGAGGUGCGCAAUGCCAUGCCGCUACCACCCAUAAAGCCUCAUUGCGGCUUGCGUCUACCACCCGAUCGUUAUUGCCUAUCUGCCUGCAAUUAUAAACUACGUGCUGCCACUCAACCUAAGAAAAUGACUAAAUCCGCAUUGGAUUCUAGAUCUAGUAUAAAAACACAAGUAAAGUCUUCUGGUGGUGCUGGGUCGGGAGCCAAACGCCAGACUGUUUUGACACCCAAAACUCAAGUUGUUACUAUACCCAAGCCGGUUAUUAAAUUUACUACCACUGCCAAAACUGUGGCAGUGGAUAGUAAACAGGGCAUUAUUUCUUUGGGAACUAGUCAAGAUUCCAGUGGAGGUGAUGUCAAAAUGGAAGUUGAUUCUGAUGCAGCGGCAGUGGGCCAUAUAACCACAGUGACUUCUGGUUUAUCCGGCUCCACUGGCAGUAGUGGGGGCGGUGGUGGUGUUAAAAGAGAACGUGAUGAGGAUGAAUUUGAAGUGGUUCCUUAAAGUAUAAGAUCCGAGUUUUCUGUCACAUUUUUUAACAUUUUAAAUAAAAUAAAUUUAAAACAAAAAAUGUUAAAUUUGAGAUGAUUCUUUUAGAUAUAUUGAAUUUAGAAAGUAUUUCCUUUUAUGCCAUUAGGAACUGAUUUCAAAUCUUAAAUUUCUUUAGUAUAUUUAAUCCAAAAACACUUUAUAUUAUAAUUUUUCAAAUUUUAUUAAAAAAAAAACUUAAUAAUAAAAAGCAAUUCGAAAA
Messenger RNA from Lucilia cuprina (Australian sheep blowfly), 1146 nucleotides. It is a transcript of the gene Taf9, whose product is annotated as transcription initiation factor TFIID subunit 9. Gene Ontology annotation, cellular component: SAGA complex; transcription factor TFIID complex. The transcript is spliced from 3 exons. Bases 90 to 899 code for a protein of 269 amino acids. NCBI's taxonomy places the organism in Eukaryota, Metazoa, Arthropoda, Insecta, Diptera, Calliphoridae. Gene Ontology annotation, biological process: RNA polymerase II preinitiation complex assembly; DNA-templated transcription initiation. Gene Ontology annotation, molecular function: transcription coactivator activity; RNA polymerase II general transcription initiation factor activity; protein heterodimerization activity. The record is from RefSeq and is a predicted model, not a curated record.